This is a messenger RNA of Drosophila sechellia, 1647 nucleotides long. RefSeq lists its product as uncharacterized. Gene Ontology annotation, cellular component: transcription regulator complex; nucleus. Bases 579 to 1475 code for a protein of 298 amino acids. The record is from RefSeq and is a predicted model, not a curated record. The transcript has 5 exons. Gene Ontology annotation, biological process: regulation of transcription by RNA polymerase II. NCBI's taxonomy places the organism in Eukaryota, Metazoa, Arthropoda, Insecta, Diptera, Drosophilidae. Gene Ontology annotation, molecular function: DNA binding.
AGGUUGGUAAAUGAGUUGGCAGCCCUCCAGCGAUCGAAUGGCCCUGCCAACACCAACUGCUGUACUUUUGCCUGGCAGUGCUGUCUUUAUUGAGUGAGUGUGCCUUUCAUUGUGUGUGUGAGAUCCAGUGGCAUGUCAAGAAGUUGCGCUCUCUGAGAGGGUUGUAUGCUUCUCGAAUGGUAACCCACGCUGCUAUGCGAAGAGAGCGACUACGCCUCUGACUUUCAGUUUGUUGUGGCCCCUUUAUUUAUUUAUUUUGCCGGUGGUUUAUAUUCUCCUCCCGUUAAGAUUCAAAUGUCCAGGUAAUCAAAUCGAAUCAAUCUAGUUCUCCUGUGCUUUAGAAUCAAGAACAAUUGCCAUUUGAAAUUGGAACAUUCAUUUGCAACUGCAUCACUUGUUGGCAACAACACGAAGUUCUAGCGUUUAUAAUUGCAAAACACUUGUGACAGCAGCAACUCCCGCGUGCACGGAAGCAGCAAGCGACUUGAACCCCAGUUUAAUAAGCGAAAACUCGUGAUAAAAGCACUGACAUAGAUUAAUUGCAGCAUUUUUAAAACCAAUUCAGUUUCAUAUAUCAAAUGAAUACACGCCGUCGGUCCAUAGCUCCACCACAAAACGUUUACGCCAUUAAUGCCAGAAUAUGUAAUUUGGUGAAACUACAUCCUUGUCUAUACGAUCGUCACGAUGACAACUACUUGCGGAAAUCGACUGUGAAAAAUGCGUGGAAGGAAAUAUCUAAUGAGCUGCGAAUUACGGUUGAAAGCUGCAAGGAACGUUGGCACAACAUUCGCUCCAGCUAUGCCCGCUCUAUUAAGCUGCAUCACGGUGAGAAUACGUACUAUCUUAGCAGCGAGCUGACGUUCCUGCAAAGGCACAUUACUCCCGGAGUUCCCUUUCCGCUCAGAGGUCGUAGGACAAGACCCAGGGCUCAGAAGGAGCAUGACGAAGCGGAUGUCAAAACUCCCCUAGAGGCAAUCCUUGAGAUGGUGCACUCCCCGAGCUGCCUGGAUUCGGAGCAUGCGCAGAGCCGCCACAGCACCGACUCUGCAUCGGCGACGGAAGUUGAGACAUCACAAUGUAAUAAUGAAACAUCAUCAAUCAUGGAUUUCGGGGGCAUGGUACCUGCAGAAAUGCGCACAGUGAGCGACAGCGGGAAGACAUCAACCCGCAGUAUUAAAGCAUGGCCAAUCAUGGAUUUCGAUGACGCAUUCCUGCAUGGACUGCGUCCCGAAAUCAAGCACAUGAACUUCCGCCAGAAGCUGUACUUCAAGCGUCGUGUGUACGACCUGCUUGGCGAGAUAUUCCAUUCCGAGGAGUCAGCCUCACCAACCCACCCGGCGCAGCCACAUCCCAGGGAGAAUGUCAACGGAACGCUAUCCACAACCUCGUGUCCCUCCCCGGCGAAUCCACUGCAGCACUUGGGACUAAUGUUGCAGCUACCAAAGCGGGUGGCCAAUGCAAGCCAAGAUUUGUAGCUUGCGAACUGCUCAUAGCAAAGCUUUAAUCCACUGAUAUCGAAUUUAUGUACAGUACAUAGGACAAAUAACAUUUUAAAUUGUUUUUAGGAAUAUCCCCAUAAUGUAUAAACAGCCUAAUGUGAAGUUGACAUAAAAACUAAAUAAAUGAAUUUUUCUAAAUUCAAAACUA